Molecule: messenger RNA, 1032 nt
Organism: Vanderwaltozyma polyspora DSM 70294
Lineage: Eukaryota; Fungi; Ascomycota; Saccharomycetes; Saccharomycetales; Saccharomycetaceae
Gene: SPS18
Product: Sps18p
Exons: 1
Coding region: 1-1032 (343 amino acids)
Biological process (GO): regulation of endocytosis; regulation of ARF protein signal transduction
Cellular component (GO): Golgi membrane
Molecular function (GO): GTPase activator activity
Source: RefSeq, a predicted model, not a curated record
AUGUCUGAGUGGAAAGUAGACCCUGACAACCGUAGACGGUUAUUGCAAUUACAAAAAGUUGGCAGUAAUAAGAGAUGUGUUGAUUGUGGAGCACCUAAUCCUCAAUGGGCAUCUCCUAAGUUUGGUGUUUUCAUUUGCCUGGAGUGUGCUGGUACGCAUCGUAGCUUAGGUGUUCAUAUUUCGUUUGUUAGAUCGAUUACUAUGGACCAAUUCAAACCUGAAGAAUUAAUUAGGAUGGAGAAAGGUGGUAAUGAACCAUUCAAUGAAUAUAUGACAUCCCAUGGUAUUGAUUUGAGCUUGCCUCACAAGAUCAAGUAUGAUAAUCCUAUUGCGGAGGACUACAAGCAAAAGCUUACUUGUCUAGUGGAAGAAAAGGAAUUUGUUGAGCCAGAACAUCCAGAUUUUGAUCCAUCAAAAUUGUCAGCUACUGGUACUGAUUCACUUUCAAAUAGCGAACAAGUUCCUUUGGAAGGUCGUAGAGGUAACACUCCAAAACUUGCUGCCGAUCAAAAGGAAAAGAAUGAAGCUUAUUUUAACGAGUUAGGUAAGAAGAAUCAAGCUAAACCAGAUCAUUUGCCCCCAUCUCAAGGUGGUAAAUAUCAAGGUUUCGGUAAUACUCCUACAAGCACUAACAACGGUGCUGCUUCAAGUACUUUGAGUUUAGAUAAUUUCCAAAAAGAUCCAUUGGGCACUUUUUCAAAAGGCUGGGGUCUAUUCUCAAGUGCAGUUUCUAAAUCUUUUGAUGAAGUUAAUGAAUCAGUCAUCAAGCCAGGCUAUGAGCAUUGGCAAUCAGGUGAAUUAUCUGAUGAUACCAAAAGAGCAGCAACUCAGUUCGGUCAAAAGUUUCAAGAAACAACAAAUUAUGGUUUUGAAGCUUUCUCUAAUUUUACCAAGAGUUUACAAGAACAAUAUAACGGAGAACCACAAACUGGCGCUGGAGCUAACACUGGUUAUACAAAGGUUAACCAAGAGAGAGGGCCAUCUCCAUCAAUGGAAAAACCAAAAGCUGAAGAUGAAUGGGAACAAUUCUAA